Brachypodium distachyon (stiff brome) is the source of this 2530-nucleotide messenger RNA. RefSeq names its product cyclic pyranopterin monophosphate synthase, mitochondrial. Bases 686 to 1366 code for a protein of 226 amino acids. The transcript has 5 exons. The record is from RefSeq and is a predicted model, not a curated record. NCBI's taxonomy places the organism in Eukaryota, Viridiplantae, Streptophyta, Magnoliopsida, Poales, Poaceae. Gene Ontology annotation, biological process: Mo-molybdopterin cofactor biosynthetic process.
UUUCCUUUGCUUGGUAAUUUUUCCCAUCUCGCUGCCGAGCGCGCCGACGGCCCAACCACGUAGCUCCUUGUCUUCCUCCUCGAGCGAGCGCCGCCACCGCUGCCGAGCGCCCCAGCCCCCUCGCUCCGUCGCUCGUCUUCCUCCUCGUGCGAGCGCCUCCACCGCAGAUAUCUAUCUCCCCUGCAAUUCUUGUUCCCGACCGUUUCUCCUCCAAUCACCCCACGAACAGAUCCCGCCCUUUAGCUUCCCGUCGCAUCUCCUUAAUCUUCCCCAAAUCUUCCUUGCCCUACCGGGUCCUCCGCCCUUGCAUGUGACCAAAUCAGAGUCUCGAUGAAUUAUGCAGAGACCAUAUAAUUCAGCCUUUCAAUGAAUUAUAGAAUCUCUGUGCAAGUCAAUUUCGGAUUAAAGAGAGAAGAAAGAUAAAUCCCCAUGGGCUGUCCCUUCACUGCCCUCACAAUCGAAUGGCCAAACCCAAUAUCAGACGCCCGUACGCCUAGGGUUCUUCAGAGGUCUAGUAGCCGCCUACGAGGUCAACUGACCUGAAGCUUGCUACCACCAGCUGCCGCUUCGUCGCGAAGCCCCGCCACCGUGCCGUUUGCUGUUCCACACCCACGCUACGCCACCAUCAACUGGCGCAUCGAUUUCUGAAUUGUUAAGUGUACGGCAACUGCUUAGCUUGCUUACUAUGUCCAUCUUCCGUUUCAUCCUCCCGACAAUAAUGAGGAGUAGAAGCUGGAAAUGCUUUGCUACUGGGAUUCCUUCUGAUGCUAUAGCGGAGCUUAAUAAGGAAAUGGAAUCAAUAUUUGGUGAAUCUCCUUCACCCAGUCCUUUGGGUGGUUCAAGUCCUCCCCAGCAGCCAGCCCAGCCAACUUCUGAAGCCUGGGAGGUACAACCAGCGCUUACCCAUGUUGAUAGCAGUGGCCAGGCAAAGAUGGUUGAUGUCUCACCAAAACAAGACAGUGAGAGAGUCGCUAUAGCCAGCUGCAGGGUCUUGCUAGGACAAAAGGCGUUUAACUUGGUGGCAUCAAACCAGAUUGCCAAAGGCGACGUACUAACUGUUGCAAAGAUAGCUGCAAUAACUGGUGCGAAGCAAACUAGCAACCUCAUACCCCUGUGCCACAACAUCAAUCUCUCCCAUGUUCGUGUUGAUCUCACUCUCAAUGAAGAGGACUCUAGUGUCAUCAUAGAAGGGGAAGUGGCAACUAGCGGGAAAACAGGGGUUGAGAUGGAAGCAAUGACUGCCGUGGCCAUUGCCGGACUGACGGUUUAUGACAUGUGCAAAGCCGCUUCAAAGGACAUUUGUGUAACGGAUAUCUGCCUCCAGCACAAAUCUGGGGGAAAGAGUGGAAACUGGUCAAGGAGUUAGAGGCUUCAGUUAUUAUUCUUGGGAUAUAUGAAGUGAAAGUUUGAUAUGGCAUAGUGAAAUUUUACAAUUCUGACACCAGAAGGUUUUUAUUUUCUUUAUAUGCGUGCUUGCUAGAUAUUUGAACUCUGAGCCAGUAGCUAAAGUUAUUUUGAACUCUCUGCCUGUUGUAAAGGCAUUUCUCAAUGUUUUCAGAAUGACUAGUUAUAUUACACUAUGUUGGCAACUAAAGAUUCUCCUUCAGUACUGCUGCAUCUUAUGUAGACUGUUGUGCACAAGUCAACAUAAGAUGGAGUAGAUGUAAUAUGUUGAUAUUUUUGUGGCUGGAUUGGAAGAGUGCAUAAACAGACAGUCUAGUUGUACAAUGGAGAGACCUCUAAUGCUCACGAGAUCAAAAUACUCCAGAAUUGCACUUCAAACUUUAUCAUCUGGGUCCUUUAUCUGAUUAGAUUCUGACUUGUGUAAUCUGUAGUUGGUGUGGUGAUAUCAACAAUAUUGAUCUUACUGUGUAUGUGUUUAUUCAUGUGUUUUGAACAAUCUAUUCAUGUUUGAUUACAAGGUGGAACAAUGCAUCCUCGCAUAACCAUGGGGAUUAGAAGUGAACCAUAGAAUAGGAGUCAUUGGCUGCAUUUCGUCUUGUACCCAGAUUGACUUAGUAUGCGCAUAAAUACUUUAGGUGCCCGAUGAUACAGAAGAAGACACAUCAGUUUCAAUUAUCGUAUAUGUUUGCCUUCAUUCUACUUUCUGAUGCUGAUGAAUGAAAACAUCCAAAUUCCUUGUCCUGGGUUCCUAUCGGCAUGGCAAAGUUAUUCGCAGGGUAAACACACAUUCAUCUCUAUGUUCUGAAACAUGACAAUUUUUUACUUAAUUCAUCUCGAUGAUGCUGGAAGUGGGACAGUGACACGGAAAAGGAACAGCAAAAGUAUCGCACAUCCAAAUCAUUUUAGGUGGUGUUUGGUCCCCCAUUUAGUUAGUUUGUGCUGACAUAAUGCGUGUAACAUUUGUUCUGCAUGUUAUGGAGAAUAGGUCCGAAUGUCUUAGUGUGGAAACUGGAAUAGUUUAGGCUAUAGGCCAAACAUGCAGGAGGUGAGACAGUGACUGUAGAACACGACAAUGCAAAUACUCCACAAAAAUAAUCUUUUCGGUGCCUUCUUACUUCAUUGAUCA